AUGGCCCCCAGCCAGGAGGCCAACAGCGUGAUCGGGGCGCUGGGAGGCGCGGUGCUGGCGGCCUGCCUGGCGCCCCAGCUGUGGAAGCUGUACCGCACCCGCAGCGCCCGGGACCUCAGCUACCUGUACCUCUGCAUGUACGACGCGGGCCUGCUGCUCACCUUCAUCUAUCUGUAUUACGAGGGCGCCUUUGCGGGCUGGGUGUGCGUCCUGGUGGAGCUAGGCUUUGGCUGCACCAUGGUGGCGGCCAAGACGUGGCUGGACCAUUUCGGGCCGCACAGCCCCCGAGCCACCCAGCGGCCAAAGCCUCAGGCUGAGGCCAGCGCAGACGCCAAGCUCCCCAGCAGCCCCUCCCCUGCCUCGGAAGUCAGCGACGGCUACGCCAUGGCCUUCUUUUUCGGCAGUACAGGCGAGCUGUCCAUCACCUUCCUGGCAGCUUCCGACGCCACGGCGCUGCUCAUGGGCUCCGCUGCACAGCUGUUUUAUGAGCAGCUGCAGGCCGCAUACGCUGGCUCCAGGGUGACCGCCAGUACCGCCUCCUGGACUGCCCCAGCCGUAGGGAGCUCGUCCCGCUGA
Molecule: messenger RNA, 576 nt
Organism: Chlorella variabilis
Lineage: Eukaryota; Viridiplantae; Chlorophyta; Trebouxiophyceae; Chlorellales; Chlorellaceae
Exons: 5
Coding region: 1-576 (191 amino acids)
Source: RefSeq, a predicted model, not a curated record